AUGGAGCAGCCCCUUUAUUCAAUGUUGGCUCAGGGCGGCCCACUCCCCACCCAUCCAUCCACCUGCCCGCGGCCUCACCCGCGCCCCCUGCCGUCCCGGGGCGCGCACGGCUCGGCGGGUAUGGCUAGGAGGUCGGAGAAGGCGGCGGGCCGGCCGCGGGCUGCAAAGCUCAUUAUCUCGCCCUCUCGCUUCCCCUGCGGUCUCUCGCUCUGCGCGCACACACCUCACACACGCACACGCACACACACGCGCGCACACACGCAGCCGGCACAGGCGGCGGCGGCGGCUGCCCAAGUCAGGACGAACCUCUCUAGGUACCGUCUUGAGAAGGCGGCAGCGGCGGCGGCGGCGGCGGCGGCGGCGGCGGCGGCGGCAGCCCGAGCAUCCCUCCUCUCCCGGAGAGGGAGCACCGCCGAGAGUUUCCGUUCCCUUUGCCAUUCCCUUCCCCCUCCUUUUCUUUAUUUUCGAGAGAAUUUCUUCUUGGCUUAUUGGUUUAAUUUGAUUUUUAAAAUUUUGGGUUGCUUUUGUGUAUGUGUGCUUUUUUUUUCUUUCCUCAUUUUAUUUGCAUCCAGAGCAUGGCGGGCUGCGGGCUGUCGGAAGACACCCUCUUCUCUUCCUUCUUUUACAACUACGGCUUCUCCUGGGAAACCCCUUCCAACCAGCCCAGCGGGAACCCGAGAAAGAGGCAGGAGCCGGCGCGUUACCCCGAACAACUCCAGGCAGAACCAGGGAACUCGAGCGCAACCUUCCCCAAGUCGCCGCGGGCGCCGCGCCCCUGUGCGCCCGGCGCCUACCCGCCUUCCAGUUGCACCGAGGGGCUGCAGAGCCAUGAGCCCCCCGCGACGUGCUGUCCCCCCUCCACUCCCCUCGGGGCCCGAGCCGCCUCUUUCCCUAAAAUGGCUGCAAUCUCAAGUAGAGGCGUCCCCUGACCCGCGGAGGUGGGGGGGGGUGGGGUGCAGAGUGGAGGCUCCGCUCCUCCUGACCCCGCGCCUCCCCCGGGGCGCACAAGCACCCCACAAACACACACACUUAACUUUGAUGACUGUGCAAUGCAGUCCGGCUGCAUCGUGCCCUAGACGCUCCACGCCGCCGGCCUGUAGGUGUGCGUGUCGGUGUGACUCGGGGGGCCCAGGAAAACUGGGGGUAGACGCCGGAAGGGGGGCGUGGAAGGAAAUGGGUGUCAGCGGGCCACUGGUAACCUGGAGAGACAGGCAUGUGCUCAGGGUCUAG
This is a messenger RNA of Rhinopithecus roxellana (golden snub-nosed monkey), 1230 nucleotides long. RefSeq lists its product as uncharacterized. The coding region runs from base 1 to 1230 and encodes 409 amino acids. NCBI's taxonomy places the organism in Eukaryota, Metazoa, Chordata, Mammalia, Primates, Cercopithecidae. The transcript is spliced from 4 exons. The record is from RefSeq and is a predicted model, not a curated record.